AUGAUGUGUGGAGGGUCCAUCAUCAGCGUGCACCAUGUACUUACCGCAGCGCAUUGCAUCGACCCCCUAGUAGUCAAUGGACAACUUAUAGAAUCAACACGUGGUGUGGUAGGUUCAAACCAAUGGAAUUCAACGGAAGGUCUUGUUAAAUUCACUAAUUUUAAGAACCAUCCGUCUUGGGACUAUGCUCGUACUAAGAACGACAUUGGCGUGUUAUUUCUGGUCCAACCUUUGGUGCUGAGUGCGAGGGUAGGCGUCGUGUCUCUUAGCUUUGACUGGGUAGACGGGGACGUGUCUAGUUUUGUCACCGGUUGGGGGAGACUUGGAGCUGAUUUGACGUCAAACAGUUUGAUCUUGUUCCCGUUCGCAGACAACUUGCAGUUAAUAAAUUUGAAGACGAUGUCUCCUAGCGGCUGCAGCGCGGCGCUGGCCGCGUCCCCCGGCGCGGGGAUCACACUGGACUCAGACCUGGAAAUAUGUACUUUCCAUUCUAUAGGACACGGACUUUGCUAU
Molecule: messenger RNA, 513 nt
Organism: Papilio polytes (common Mormon)
Lineage: Eukaryota; Metazoa; Arthropoda; Insecta; Lepidoptera; Papilionidae
Product: trypsin beta-like
Exons: 3
Biological process (GO): proteolysis
Molecular function (GO): serine-type endopeptidase activity
Source: RefSeq, a predicted model, not a curated record